AUGGAAUCUAAAAUCGAAUUAAUCUCCACGUUGGUUAUUCCAAUCUGUAUGGCAAUUGCUAUCACCAUUAUUGCCGUUGCUGUUUUCCUUUUCUUGAAACGUCGAAACACUGUGAUCACUCCAGUUCAACCAAUCGAUUUGCGAGCACCAGUCGAAUUAGGUAUUGAGAUGUCUCCAUUUUACGAUGGCGUGAUGCCAACAAAUCGCACUGUUUCAACAAUUGCUGCAUGA
This is a messenger RNA of Caenorhabditis angaria, 231 nucleotides long. NCBI's taxonomy places the organism in Eukaryota, Metazoa, Nematoda, Chromadorea, Rhabditida, Rhabditidae. The record is from the annotation of a GenBank genome assembly.